AUGAAGGAGAGAACUGAAGUCAAAUCAGUUAGAGAUGAAGAACUUAAUAAAACAAACAUUUCUGAUUUUGAUGAUGAUAAAGAUGAAGGAAUGAAUACAAAGUUGGUUUCAUUUUUAACUGUUAAACCAUUACAACAAAAGUUUCCAGAUAAUGAAGAAAGACAAAAAGAAGAUCAAGAUAUGAAUGUCGACGACCCAAUAAAUUUGGGUUUAGAUAAUAAUAUUGACGAGGAAGCUAUUAGACAUCCGCAUAAUCCAGAAAGACAAAUAGAAUUUGAAGGCAUAAAUGUUGAUGACAAAAUAAAUUUGGCUUUAGAGGUGAAUAAUAUGGAUGAAACUAUUGGAAAGAAGAAUUUAGAAGAGAAUGUUGAGAGCAAAAAUCAUGUUGAGGGUGGUGAAAUGAUUGGUGGGGAGAAGAUUAGGGAGGGGAAUAUUGUAGAGAAGGUGGUUGGAGACAACAUAGGUGACAGCUCAAUUGUUACACCAAAACAUGAUCCAAAAGAAACUGGUGAUAAUUCUGAGGGUAAUGAUGAAGACGGAGAGUUAGAAGGGAAUGAAGAACAUAUUUUAGAUGAGAAAGGGAAAAACGUUCGGAAUGUGAAUGAAAGAGGGAAAAGGAAGGUGACUAAUUCAGAUAUUUUAGAUCACCUUAUGUGA
Messenger RNA from Lactuca saligna, 657 nucleotides. The record is from the annotation of a GenBank genome assembly. Lineage: Eukaryota; Viridiplantae; Streptophyta; Magnoliopsida; Asterales; Asteraceae.